Molecule: messenger RNA, 3874 nt
Organism: Callorhinchus milii (elephant shark)
Lineage: Eukaryota; Metazoa; Chordata; Chondrichthyes; Chimaeriformes; Callorhinchidae
Gene: pcdh12
Product: protocadherin 12
Exons: 5
Coding region: 27-3311 (1094 amino acids)
Biological process (GO): homophilic cell-cell adhesion
Cellular component (GO): plasma membrane
Molecular function (GO): calcium ion binding
Source: RefSeq, a predicted model, not a curated record
GCAAGGGGGCAGGGGGGUGAGGGAGGAUGGAGAUACAGGGCUUCUGGCUGUGUCUGACCCUGGUUUGGUGGCCAGUUUGCUGGGGUGGGAGCGGCAGGGACCCGCCCACGGUGAGAGCCCGGUACCGGGUGUAUGAGGAGGUACCCGAGGGCACGUUGAUCGGGAGGUUAGCUGAUGAUCUCAGUCUGGAGCCGGAGUUGGAGUUGGGUCCCGGACGCUAUGAGCUGUUGCUGCCGGGACCGGAGUGGCCGGUGCGGGUGUCACCUGGAGACGGGGCGCUGGAGAGCUCAGGGCGGUUGGACAGAGAGGCGCUGUGUGGCUCCCGGGGGCCCUGCAGCCUGGGGAUGGGGGUCCUGCUGAGCAGUCACCGGGGGGAGCCCAGGGCUGUGGUGCAGGUGGAGAUGGAGCUGAUGGACAUCAAUGACCACGAGCCUCGCUUCCCCAACUCCAGACUGGAGAUGGAGAUCAAUGAGAGCGCCUCAGUGCGCACCCGCCUGCCUCUGGCCGGGGCUCUGGAUGCGGACGUGGGGGAGAACGGCCUCAGUCACUACCUCCUGUCGCCGAGCCAGAACUUCGCCCUCGAGGCGGCCCGCGGGCCGGACGGUGGGAGGCGCCCGCAUUUGCUGGUGAAGGCGGCGCUGGACCGGGAGCAGCGCUCGGUACAUGAACUGACGCUCGUGGCGGUGGAUAACGGGCAGCCCCGGCGCUCCGGUACCGUCUCUGUCCGCAUCAACGUGUUGGAUUCCAACGACAAUCAGCCCCGGUUCGCGGGGACCCCCGAGGAGCUGCAGAUCAGAGAGGACACGGCGCCCGGGACCACCCUCCUGCACCUCACGGCCACCGACCCCGACCAGGGCAACAACGGGGAGGUGCGCUACUCCCUGACCGGACCCCGGGACCCCGGCACCGCGGACAUCUUUGCCAUCGACCCCCAGAGCGGCCGCUUGUCCCUGACCCGAGCCCUGGACCGGGAGAAGACCGGAGUCCAUCAACUGCAGGUUCAGGCCAGAGAUCUGGGACCAAACUCCAUCCCUGUUCACUGCAGCAUUCAGGUCACAGUUCUGGACGUCAAUGACAAUGCUCCGGAGAUCCACGUCAGCUCAGUGUCGCCGAUGGACAACACGGCUGUGGUGUCUGAGAUGGUGGAGAGGAACACGUUCAUUGCCCUGGUGAGAGUGACGGACCCUGACUCGGGGGAGCCAGGCAGCUUGAAGUGCUCACUCCAGGCCAAUGGCCAUUUCAGGCUCAUCAAGACCGAUGACACCAAUUACAUGGUCGUGACUAAUGCCACCCUGGACCGGGAGAGCCAGGCCGAGUACAACCUGACGCUGGUGGCUGAGGACAAUGGGUCUCCGUCCCUCACCUCCAUGAGGCACUUCACAGUCAAGGUUACAGACGAGAAUGAUAACCCCCCGAGCUUUCUCCAGGACAGUUACCAGGCCUCGGUGUUGGAGAACAGUCUCCCCACGGAGCCCGUUCUCACUGUGACAGCCCGUGACCUGGACCUGGGCAACAAUGGCCAAGUUACUUACUCUAUCCGGGAAGCUCGUGUGCUGGGAAUUCCAGUACCUUCUCUCCUCACCAUUGACCCCAACACAGGUGCCGUUCGCACCCUCAUACGGUAUGACUAUGAGCAGUUCAGGCAGGUGGAGUUUGUGGUCCAGGCGAAGGAUGGAGGGGAGCCCUCAUUGCUGAGCGAGAUCCACGCCAGGCUCGACAUCAUCGACGUGAAUGACAAUGCUCCAGUGAUCACCCACCCGCCCCUGAGACACGGCACAGCUCACAUCACUGUGCCCAUCACCAUGGUGUCUCCAUCACCAGAACCCGUCACAAGGGGCUCCAAUCACCGGGCACCGUUUCCCAGACAGUCUGGCUCACCGUCAGUCAAGGUAGCUGCAGAGAGAGAGUCUGGCUCCUCCAUCAUCACCAAGGAGCCCGAGGAGUUCAGCGGCGCAUCCUCCAGACCAGCGCUCACCAGCCCCGAGGAGCAGCUUUACCUGGUCACCACGGUGACAGCAGAGGACGCUGACUCUGGUACAAAUGCCCAGCUCAAUUAUUCCAUCACCGGGGGCAACGAGGAGGGGGUGUUUACGGUGAAUGAGAGCCUGGGGCUCAUCCAGGUCAGAGCUACCAACUGCAGCCAACUCCUGGCCAAGGAAUGGACAAUUCUCAUCUCAGUGCAGGACGGAGGGAAGCCUUUUCUCUGCACCAGUGCUGCCCUCACCGUCACCUUUGUCCGGCAAGAUGGAAGGUCCAUGGGACCAGCGCUGGCCAGCCAGAAGCUCAGUGUGUCUUUGCUCAGUGUCCUGUUCCUAUCCGGCUUGUGUCUGCUUCUCCUGCUACUCGUGGUCUUCCUCAGGGGCAGAUGUAAAGCCGAGAAGCGGGACAGCCGAGCAUACAACUGCCGGCAGGCGGAGUCCAGCUACCAGAACCAUCCCCGGAGACCUCACCGUCACAUCCAGAAGACGGACAUCACCCUACUCCACCCUGGGAAACCCAGGCCCGAGCCCCCGGCUCCUCCCUGCCCUCCGUCCCCCCAGGAGAAGCCUCCGGAGCCUGAGGAAGAGAAGCGGCCAGAGCCGGAGAGACUGUACCCCACCCUGCGGAGAGAGAGGGAUCCCCGGCAGCAGCUGCUCAGGGAGCUGGUCAGGCUCUCCAUGGCCGGCUUCUCAGACUGCACCUUAGAGCUGAACCCAGGCUCCCCCCAUGUCCAGCAAAUCUCCCAGUUGUUGUCGUUGCUGCACCAGGGACAGUUCCAGCCGACGCCGAAUUUCCGUGGAAACAAAUAUUUAAAGAGCUGCGGUCGGGCUGUGGCUCAGGAUGUGGACAGGACGAGCCUGAAGGACAGUGGUCACGGGGAGAGCGAGGCUGGAGACAGUGACUGUGAGACAGGCCAUGACACCCCACUGGAGCAGCUGCUGGAGGCAGGGUUCAGUGACCUGCUGGCCAGGAAUGGCUGGCCGGUCCCCACAGGUGGGGCCGAGGCUGCUGAUCAGCUGAGACUGGAGGAGUUAUGCUGGUCGCUGCCUUCCACGCUCACCGCCGAUUACCGGGAGAACCUGUUCAGCCCUGAGACCCCCGGCUCUGCCAGCACCUCCCAACCCCCCGGCGACAAUCAGGAAACCACCUUCUCCACUUUCGGCAAGGCUGGUGCUGGGCCGGAGGUCACGGGGUCGCUGCUGAACGAGAUGAGCACCUUCUUCCAGCUCCUCCUGGCACAGAAAGCCGAGGCUCAGGCAUCGCUUGACCGUGAGUGGGAUGGAUCGGGGACAGAGGAGGACAGCGAAGAGGAUCCCCAUCAGCUGGUUUAACAGCAAGCAAGGGAACAGUCUUCCCUGAGAAUCCCCGGUGGGAGGCUGAGGCUCACAGAGCGGGACAGCAAGAAGCCCAGGAAAGACGGACAGAGAGGUGCUUAAUCCCAACCCCGUGGUGUUCCCACUGGAUUCCAGGCUGGCCAUUCCUGGCCUCGAGAUACCUGGUGCCACAGACUUUCUGAGGGUCAGAGGUGACAGAGUGUGCACCCUAUACCACUUGGGUAUCACUGGUGUCACCAACAUCAAUGGGGAGUGUUCAUCGAGUAAGGCUGUCACCCCCACAGCCCAGGUCAACAAUCGCUGCCAAAGCUUCACAACUGUUGGUGACGUGACCUCCUCUCGUGAUUGUUUGGGAGUAGUCUAGACCCUGAAAUGGUUUCCUUCAGUGGGUGCCUCACCGGUGACGAUGUGUUUUAUGCGUGUGAUGGUGUGUGUGUGUGUGUAACGGGUUGUUUUAUGUAUGUAAUUUAUGGUACACUUGUAUUGUUUACUACAUGUUCCACAUGGUGUAUAUGUUGCCGUUAUUAAAUAAAUUUCACAUAAAAUACUCAGGAUCAACA